CAUAUCCGCCUUGCGCGCUGAGUGUGUGAGUGUGUGUCGCCUGGUCCUCCUGCGCAGGACGCGAGAACGGCUUCGGGCGGAUUCGCGACCUUUAAAGAAAACCUGAGUGCAGUUCGGACACAGGUGGCCUCGGAUUAGUCCUGCUAGCGGCCUCUGUGAGUGCGGAGGGCGGACUGUGUUUACCGAGCUGAGCUGGGCGGAGAGGAGCGGCCUGCGGCGCAGAGUGAAAGCCCCUCGGAGAAGCUUUAUGAAGUAGAACCGCUGUUUUCAGGGGGUUUAUCGGAUAAAUAACGCGGCUGGCGAAGCUGUGCGGACUCAGACAGACACAAAACCGCAGCCAUUGAGCUCAACGCGCCUCGGACCCUGUGAGCUAAGCUAACUUAGCUUUUUGAAGCGGGAGCUGCAGGACCUAGCUUCUUCUGUGGAGCGCGAGCUGCGCGAGCUAACGUUAGCUAGCCGUCUGUUAGCUCGCCUCACAAGUUCGGUUAAAACUGUCCGCCUUGUCUGUGUUUUGUGGCCGUGUUCGGUCCUAAAUUAAACAAAUUAGCUGCCAGCCAACGGUCAAGGAAGUUCAUUUAUCUCCUCCUCUUCCUCCUCCUCCUGCUCCUGCUCCUCCUCCUCCUCGCCUUCCUUGCUGUGGCCGCCGGACUCUUGGCUGUUUUGGUGAAGGAGCGCGAAAAACACUCCGCGAAAGUCGCGCAGCUUCCCCGGCAGUAACGUUAAGUCAGUGGUCUGGUUCUGCAGCUGAGGUGCUCUGCUCGGACAGCGGACUGACCUCCGGCCCAAAAUGAUCCCCGAAAAGGCUCCGCAGGAGGACGUGCUGACCGCCGCCGAGGACCUGAAGAAAGAAGCGCACAUCUCCAGCUUCGAGCAGUUUAAGGAGCUGUAUGAGAAAUCAGUCGAGUCUCCGGAGGAGUUUUGGGGAGACAUUGCCAAGGAGUUCUUCUGGAAGACGAAACAUGCUGGACGGUUCCUGGACUACAACUUUGACGUCACCAAGGGCGGAAUUUUUGUCAAGUGCAUGGAAGGAGCCACCACGAACAUCUGCUACAAUGUUCUGGACCGCAAUGUCUAUGAGAAGAAACUGGGGGAUAAAGUGGCCUUUUACUGGGAGGGGAACGAGCCAGGAGAUGAGAAGACCGUGACCUACAGAGAACUAUUACUGGAAGUGUGCAAGUUUGCCAACGUCCUCAAGUUACAAGGUGUGAAAAAGGGGGAUCGUGUGUCCAUUUACAUGCCCAUGGUAGUUGAGCUGGUGGUGGCCAUGCUGGCUUGUGCCCGAAUUGGAGCUGUGCAUUCAAUUGUGUUUGCAGGUUUCUCUGCCGAGUCCCUCUGUGAAAGAAUCAUAGAUUCCCAAUGUUCUCUGCUAAUUACAGCUGAUGGCUUUUACAGAGGAGAUAAGCUGAUCAAUCUUAAAGUGAUCGCUGAUGAGGCGCUGCAGAAAUGCAGGGACAAAUCUUUCCCUGUGGAGCGGUGUAUUAUGCUGAAGCACUUAUCAAAGGAGGAAGAGGAAGCCUCAUCGCCGGGCUCCCUAUCACCCCCUGCAAAACGUUCCUGCCCUGACCUCCAGCAGGAGAAAAAGAAAGAAAAAGUAAGGAGGGUCCGUCCCAUCCCUAAGGUGCCCUGGAACCCAGAGGUGGAUGUGUGUUGGCACUCUCUGAUGGAAGGUGCCUCUGAUGAGUGUGAGCCGGUGUGGUGUGAAUCUGAAGAUCCUCUCUUUAUUCUCUACACUAGUGGCUCCACUGGGAAACCUAAGGGUGUAUUACACACAGUCAGUGGUUACAUGCUGUACACUGCCACAACAUUUAAACUGGUGUUCGACUACCACCCUGAUGACGUGUACUGGUGCACAGCAGACAUUGGCUGGAUCACCGGUCACUCAUACAUCACUUAUGGGCCCCUGGCUAACGGGGCCACCAGUGUCCUGUUUGAAGGUCUGCCCACCUACCCUGAUGUUAGCAGAAUGUGGGAGAUAGUGGAUAAAUACCACGUCUCCAAGUUCUACACUGCCCCCACAGCCAUCAGACUCCUCAUGAAAUACGGCAGUGAGCCGGUCCACAAGUAUAAGCGUAGUUCUCUGAAGAUCUUGGGUACAGUAGGUGAGCCUAUCAACCCUGAGGCCUGGCAGUGGUACUAUAACGUAGUUGGAGAUGGUAGAUGCCCUGUGGUCGACACCUUCUGGCAGACAGAGACGGGAGGACACGUACUAACACCUCUACCAGCUGCCACGCCUCUCAAACCAGGAUCUGCAACAUUUCCGUUUUUUGGGGUGGUGCCUGCCAUUCUGAAUGAGUCAGGUGAGGAGCUGGAGGGACCAAACGAGGGCUACCUGGUAUUUAAGCAGCCCUGGCCUGGGGUGAUGAGGACUGUGUUUGGGAACCAUCAGAGAUUUGAGACCACCUACUUCAAGAAAUUCCCUGGAUACUACGUGACUGGUGAUGGUUGCCGUAGAGAUAAGGAUGGGUACUACUGGAUCACCGGCAGGAUUGAUGACAUGCUGAACGUUUCUGGUCACUUGCUGAGCACGGCCGAGGUAGAGUCCGCUCUGGUGGAGCAUGAGGCUGUAGCGGAGGCUGCAGUGGUGGGGACCCCACACCCUGUGAAAGGAGAGAGCCUCUACUGCUUUGUCACACUCGCAGAUGGCAUCAACUACACUACUACUCUCGAAGCUGAGCUCAGAAAGCAAGUGAGAGAGAAGAUUGGUGCCAUAGCUACACCGGACUAUAUACAAAAUGCACCUGGGCUUCCCAAAACUAGAUCAGGUAAAAUCAUGCGGCGUUUGCUACGCAAAAUAGCGUCUAACCAGCGGGACUUGGGAGACGUGUCCACGCUGGCAGACAGUACGGUCAUCGAGCAGCUGUUUGAGAACCGCUGUUGUACUGCUGUGUGACCACAAGGGGGAGCUGAUUGGAAUGCCAUACUCUGGCAUAGUAGGAACUGCACCUCAUGGAGGGACAUGGAAGUAGAGUGCAGAGCAAGGCUAGUGGGGGGGGGUGAAAAGAAAGGAAAAAAAAAAAGGUGUAUAAAUUGUACUGCAUUAUCCAAAUUGUUCAGAAUCUCUGGGAACUGAAAAGGUUUGGAGGGAAAUUAGUUUUUACUGGACCCACUUGUAUAUUUAAUAUUUUGGUUUUAACAAAAAGUUUAUUUUUGUUAGCGUCGCUCUGUGCAUUUUGUUUUUUUUUUAUUUUGUUUCACAUAAAAUUUUUUGAGUUGCAUCAUGUUAUAUGUUUGGAAGACCUGAAGGGUGAGAUGGAAAAAGUCAUUUCCUGAGUCACAGUUCCACUUAAUUCAUAUUUUCUGCUUUUAUAAUAUAACAAACACACACACACACACUUUCUAAACCACUUAGCCUUCUGGGUCACGGGGGGAGCUGGAGCCUAUCCCAGUGGUCAUUGAGUGAAAGGCAGGAUACACACUGGACAGGUCGCCAGUCCAUCGCAGGGCAAACAGACACAUAUUUUACACAUACGUUAUACCAAAACCAGCCCAGUAUUUUUAGCAUCACUUGCACCUUGGCCAACACUUAGCAUGUUACACCAGCUUUGACCAGCAGGGGGCAGUUAGGGUAAUAGCUAUGGCUGGGAUAGUAUGUAACUAUCAUUAAUGAUCUCCUACUGUCACUUAAUAAGCUGACGAUUUCUCACACAGCUGUAAUAAGCAACGUUUAUAAAAAAAACAACCACUGAACAAUUUUGAUUGCCUAAUGAA
This is a messenger RNA of Colossoma macropomum (tambaqui), 3708 nucleotides long. RefSeq names its product acyl-CoA synthetase short chain family member 2 (gene acss2). The record is from RefSeq and is a predicted model, not a curated record. Gene Ontology annotation, cellular component: cytoplasm. The transcript is spliced from 19 exons. Lineage: Eukaryota; Metazoa; Chordata; Actinopteri; Characiformes; Serrasalmidae. Bases 788 to 2890 code for a protein of 700 amino acids. Gene Ontology annotation, biological process: acetyl-CoA biosynthetic process. Gene Ontology annotation, molecular function: acetyl-CoA synthetase activity.